AUGGAGGAAGUAAAGGUAGUCAUUGUUGGAGCAGGUCCUUCAGGCCUCGCUACCUCUGCAUGUUUAAACCGUCUAUCUAUUCCAAACCUAGUUUUGGAAAAAGAAGAUUGUUCGUGCUCUUUGUGGAAGAAGCGGAGCUAUGAUCGGCUUCAUUUGCAUUUGGCUAAACAGUUUUGUAGCCUUCCUUUCUGCGAGCACUCGGCCAAGACUCCCGUUUUCAUGUCCAAAAGUGACUUCAUUAGGUACGCAGAUGACUAUGUUUUGCGGUUUAAUAUAAACCCUCGUUACUGUCAUUCUGUUGAAUCGGCUAAUUAUGACGAAGGCAAAAAUAGAUGGCUGGUUGAAGUGAAAAAUACCAUCUCUGGGGAGAUGAAGUUAUGCGUUUCCGAGUUUUUAGUUGUUUCUUGUGGUGAGAACAGUGAAGGUUUUAUCCCCAUGUUGCCUGGUCUGGAUAACUUUAAUGGAGAAGUUGUUCAUUCCAAUGAGUAUAAGUCAGGUUUAAGGUAUCAAGGUAAAAAGGUUUUGGUUGUUGGAUGUGGAAACUCCGGCAUGGAGAUAGCUUAUGACCUAUCAAAUUUCGGAGCCCACACUUCAAUUGUGGUUAGAAACCAGUUUCAUGUUGUGACCAAGGAAAUGGUAUUGAUCGGGCAGUUGUUGUUGCAAUAUGUAUCGGUUUCUGAGAUAGACAAUUUAAUCACAGUGCUUGCUGAGCAUAAGUAUGGGAAUUUGUCCAAGUAUGGGAUUCAUCGACCAGCAGAAGGCCCAUUCUAUCUUAAAGACACAACUGGAAGAUCUCCGGUUCUCGAUGUCGGAACUAUUGAGAAAAUUCGUUCUAGAGCGAUAAAGGUUGUUCCGGCAAUAUCAUGCAUCAAAGAGGAAGUUGUGGCGUUCGAGAAUGGUGACCAACAACACAUUGACGUGAUAGUGUUUGCAACUGGAUACAAAAGCACGGCCAGUAAUUGGCUUAAGGACUAUGGCUAUGUUCUUGAUAAUAAUGGAAUGCCAAAAAACAAUUUCCCGGCUCACUGGAAAGGUGUGAAUGGCUCAUACUGUGCUGGUUUAUCAAGAAUGGGAUUGUUCGGUGUGGCCUCGGAUGCGAUUGCUAUUGCCAAUGACAUUGAAAAGGCUAUAAGUGGCGUCUGA
This is a messenger RNA of Cornus florida, 1143 nucleotides long. Its product is annotated as probable indole-3-pyruvate monooxygenase YUCCA10. Gene Ontology annotation, molecular function: N,N-dimethylaniline monooxygenase activity; flavin adenine dinucleotide binding; NADP binding. Lineage: Eukaryota; Viridiplantae; Streptophyta; Magnoliopsida; Cornales; Cornaceae. The record is from RefSeq and is a predicted model, not a curated record. The coding region runs from base 1 to 1143 and encodes 380 amino acids. The transcript is spliced from 4 exons.